Molecule: messenger RNA, 624 nt
Organism: Lactuca saligna
Lineage: Eukaryota; Viridiplantae; Streptophyta; Magnoliopsida; Asterales; Asteraceae
Source: the annotation of a GenBank genome assembly
AUGCAGAUGAACGAUGUCGGCCAUCAUCCAAUCAAAAAUGUCGAAAAUGACUCUAUCGACAUCAUUCUUAGUAAUGAUUUUUCCAAUUUCACUUUUUCAAUUGACUUUGGCCAGUACUUUCAAACUCCCCAAUCGGCUGGAGAUGAUAUUGAAAUUGGUCCAUCAAUGGGUAAAAGUGGUGAGGAGCCACUACAUCCGUUCGGUGGAGGUCUCAGUUCUCACUUGCUUGAUGCUAUUUACAUGUCGGGUGGUCCCGUAUACAAUUCUUUCAUUUGGGAGUUGAAAAGAUUGGCAUGUUCUAGCUUCUUUUGGCAAUUUCAAAUGAUCCCUCAACUCCAAUGUUAUUGGCAUCCAAUGAACACUCAGAUACAUACAUGUCAUAGAUGCCACAUAUAUAAUGCAAAAAAACAUUUUAAAGGUUUACAAGGUGUGUGGAUGUGGAGGGAGAAAGGGCUCAAGUCCCCAUGGCAGAAAAGACAUGUUCAGGAUAAAAGGAGCGGAAAUGCGGAGAUGGGAGGAGAUUGUUGGAUUGAGUCAACAAAAGUCAACAUUCUGAGGAAUUUGCAGUCCCAUGGCAUGGCCACUUGUUUUCCAUUUCGUGGCAGAGAGUUUUUCCUUGAUUAA